Molecule: messenger RNA, 5396 nt
Organism: Sphaeramia orbicularis (orbiculate cardinalfish)
Lineage: Eukaryota; Metazoa; Chordata; Actinopteri; Kurtiformes; Apogonidae
Gene: srebf2
Product: sterol regulatory element binding transcription factor 2
Exons: 20
Coding region: 1-3513 (1170 amino acids)
Biological process (GO): positive regulation of transcription by RNA polymerase II; positive regulation of cholesterol storage
Cellular component (GO): nucleus
Molecular function (GO): DNA-binding transcription factor activity, RNA polymerase II-specific; RNA polymerase II cis-regulatory region sequence-specific DNA binding; protein dimerization activity
Source: RefSeq, a predicted model, not a curated record
AUGGACGGUGGAGAGUACAUAUCAUCCAUGGAGAACAUGGACCCGACUUUAGCAGAAUUAGGGGACGAAUUCACUUUGGGUGACAUCGAUGAGAUGCUACAGUUUGUCAGCAACCAGGUGGGAGACUUCCCAGACCUGUUUGAGGACCAGAUGACCCCGGCGGGCUCUCUGCAAAGCGGCACCACCAGCGCCACCCCACGACCUACCCUUCAAACCCCUCAGACACCGACCCCCGCCACCUACCAGAGCUCCAACAUCAGCCUCACCCCCACCCAGACCCUGUCCUCCCAGUCUCUACCCCUCACCCCUCCCCUCACCCCCGCCCAGACCCCUUCCCCCGCCACCGCAGGCCAGCAGGUGACCCGCAGCCCUCCUGUUCUCCAGCCUCGACCUCAGGUUGUUCAGCCAAUCCAGCCUCAGCCCCAACAGACAGCGCAGACCGCCAUCCAGAUGCACACACAAGGGAUCCCAAUGCAGACCCAGAGCUUCCCUGUCCACACCCUGGUUCAGACCCACAGCCAGACACCCCUGCCCAUCCAGACCCAGGCGGCCCAGACCGUGAUGAUCGCCUCCAAUGGUGGACAGUCACGUUUCAUUCAGAACCCCGUCAUCUGCCAUCAGAGUCCUGCUCCUGGUUUCCAAGUCCUCCAGCCACAGGUGCAGAGUAUCAUGACAUCUCCACAGCUCCAACCAGUGACCAUUCAACACCAGCGUGUCCUUACCCCCACCGGUCAGACCAUCCAGACUCUGUCCACAGCGCCCACCACAGUACACACUGUGCAACAACAAGUACCUGUUCUGGUCCAGCAACCUCAAAUUCUGAAGACAGACUCACUGGUUCUCACAACCCUCAAACCAGAUGGCACACAGGUGCUUUCUACUAUGCAGAGCCCCACAGGGAUCACCACCUUGACCACGCCCAUCCAGAACACUGCUCUGCAAGUGCCGACGCUGAUGAGCAGCAACAUCCUGACCACUGUCCCCGUUAUGAUGGGAGGUGGAGACAAGCUGCCCAUCAAGCAGUUACAACCAGGCUCCUCCCACUCCACAAGUGCACCCAGAGUAAAUGCAGAGCAGGGCCAGAUGGCAGCAGCAGGAGUAUGUCAGGGAGGUGGUGUAGUGAAGGAGGGCGAGCGGAGGACAACACACAACAUCAUUGAGAAGAGGUACCGCUCUUCUAUCAACGACAAAAUCGUGGAGCUCAGAGACCUGGUCAUGGGUAACGACGCAAAGAUGCACAAGUCAGGAGUGCUGAGAAAAGCAAUCGACUACAUCAAAUACCUGCAACAGGUCAACCACAAACUGCGACAGGAGAACCUGGCCCUGAAGAUGGCAAACCAGAAGAACAAGCCAGUGACACUGUCUGAAGACGUGGAACUAAAACAGGAAAUUGUAAUGAUGUCACCUCCAGCCUCCGACUCCGGCUCCGGCUCCCCUCAUCAGUUCUCUCCUUACUGUGUUGACUCGGAGCCAGGCAGCCCCCUAUUGGAUCAUGAUCCGGUGAAGAGUGAGCCAGAGUCACCCUCCUCAGUUGGAGUGAUGGAUCGCUCACGUUUGCUUCUGUGUGCUCUGACCUUCUUCUGCCUUUCCCUGAACCCGCUGCCGUCUCUGUUGGGUUCCGAGACCGCGGGGAGCCCCAACUUGUCCACAGGCCACGUUCCCACUAGAACGCUUUUCUCAUUCCCAAGUCACACACAAGACUUUGCAUCCUGGCUGCGGUGCCUCUUGCCGUGGGUGAUGGUGUGGGUGCUGAGUGGAGUGGGAGCAGUGUGGGGUUGUGUCAGGGUGUUAUACCUGUGGGAGCCUGUCACACCCCUCCACUCACCAAAAUCGGUUUCUUUCUGGAGGCAUCGUAAACAAGCCGACCUGCAUCUCAACAGAGGAGAUUACACAGCAGCAAUGGACAGUUUAGAGACCUGCCUGUCCGUCUUGACCAGAGCCCUUCCCUCAACAAAUCUGGAUCUGGUCUGUUCACUGUCCUGGAAUCUGAUCCGCUACAUCUUGCAUCGUCCGACUCCUCUUGGCUGGCUGGUUCACCAGGUUGGAGGGAAGCAUGAGGGGGAGGAGGCGAGGACGAGCGCAAAGGACGCAGCACUGGUUUACCACCGGCUGAGCCAACUACAGCUCACAGGGAAGCUUCCUCAGCGUAGCAGUCUGUGGGCGUUGUCUCUGUCCCUCAGCGCUGUGAACCUCAGUGAAAGCGCCCAAAGUAAGAUGUCUCCGGCUCAGCUCGCCCAGAUCUACGUCACUGCAGCCACAGCCCUGCGCACUGUGUUGGGUCACCACCUCACAUGUCUGCCUGGUUACCUGUUGAGCUGUGCAGAGAGCGUGGCCAACCAAUCAGACACCAAGCAGAUCCCAGACUGUCUCCGCUGGCUCUUCACCCCCCUGGGCAGGCAGUUCUUCCUGGGCUGUGAUUGGUCCGUGAAAUCGGAGAGCUGUGAUGGGGUGUAUACUUCUCAGAGAGACCCAGUCGACCCUGUUGCCCAGCUGCACCGCGGUUUCUGCAGAAAGCUUUUGGAGAGAGCCGUUCACACCCUUAUCCAGCCGCAGAGCGAAUCCGACACAGGGAAACGCAAGGACGACUCUGGGGAGUUUUCCAAUGCCCUUGAGUUCCUCCAUUUGCUGAACAGCUGUACAGAGGACUCUCCUUCCUCGCCUCCUCCAUUCUCGACUCCUCCCAAUCACACCACCACACCAGUGGGAGACCCUGUGAGUCGCUGGUGGGCUUUGGUCCUCAAGGCUGCUGUGCAUUGGCUGCAGGGGGAUGAUGUCGCAGUGAGGUCCCUGUUGGCAGAAGCCGAGCGAAUGCCGAGGGCUCUGCACACACUAGACCAUCCGCUGCCUAAGGCUGUUCUUCUCCUCUGUAAGUCUGUUCAGAUGAGUCUGUUGCCUCUGAAAGGGGAGGGGGCCAUGGCCUGCCUGUCCCACUGUGACAGAUCCAGCAGCUACUUGCGCUCCAGCAUCUCAGUGCCUCUAGCUCAGUCUGGAAACUGGCUGAACAAGGGGGUGGAGCUCCUCAUCUGUGACCUGCUGCUGACUUUGAGGACCAGUUUAUGGCAGCGGGGCGGGAGCAGUAAUGGUGAACCAGGCCCUGCUCCUGGAUCCCAGUUGGCUGGUUUUCAGAGGGACCUCAGCGCUCUCAGAAAGCUCACACAGUGCUACAGACAGGCACAACACAAGGUGUUUCUUCAUGAGACGACAGUGAGGCUGAUGGCUGGAGCCAGUCCCACAAGGACACACCAGCUGCUAGAACAUAACCUCCGACGUCGGACUCACAGCUCCUACACAGCCGAAGGUGAAUGUGUCCUGGGUGAGAGGGAGAGGGCUCAUGCCAUCCUGCUGGCUUGCCGUCACCUGCCCAUGCCCCUGCUAACCCCACCCGGGCACCGUGCCCGCCUGCUGGCCGAGGCCAAGCGCACCCUUGAGCGGGUCGGAGACCGGCGAUCCCUUCAGGAUUGCCAGCAGAUCCUGCUGCGGCUUGGUGGGGGGACGACCAUCGCUGCCUCCUGAACACACACACACAUAUACACACACACACACACAGAUUAGGGCUACUCACAAGAUCAAGCCAUGUACUGUGAUUUGCUAAAGCAGGCAAAUUAUCACACAAAUAAUUACAAUUUCAUGAUGGAUCAAGAGCCGCAGUCCUUGUCAUAGCUGCAUCCACUCUGAGGCUGAAACACACUAAGGCCACGCAUCUGCUCCUUCGAUACUUAAUUUGCAGCGGCACAAUCACACCGCCCUCUGGUCAUUAAUGGUACCACGUUGGCGUACCGCCUCAUUUUAACAAAGCAACACAACAAGGAAAAUCAGGUUAAAAUAGGCCCCAAAGGGGAAAGGGACCAUUAUCUAAUAGCUGUUUAAAUAAAUGCAAUGCAGCAGUAAGUGCAUUGAUUAGCUGUAGGAUACAAAGUUGUACAAUCAUUAUUGGCACACAGCAACAUUAGUGCUAUAAUAACUGUGUAAUGUCUCAUUACACUUGCAAGCUUCAAUUAAGGGCUUCAGAGUUUUCAAGCAGCCAAGAUCUGUUAAAACAAGGCUGUGCUGUAGGACACAGACAAAUAGAGUAGCUUGUUGUGAGUGUACAGUGCUGAGUAGUGUCUUUUCUUAUCUACCUCAUACUGUACAAUGCCAGCAUUGUACUGUGGAGCAAAGUAGGACAUUUUAACACCAUGUCAUUUAUCCUGAAUUUAAAUCAAGCGACUAUUGCAAGUGAUGCUUCAGUUCAGUGCAGUUUCAAUCUAAUAAAAUCAUGCUGGGCUGCUUUAGUUAGGCUUGAGGAUGAAGCAGAGGCAGCACUUUAGGAAUUGGACAUGCUGUGCUAGAAAUGGUGCAAAAGGACAGCAACUGCUGCUUUCAGAUCAGACGGGUAACAAUUGGAUAACAAGAAAAUAGCAUGGGCCGCAAUGUUUUAAAAUGCCUACACUUACUCUCACACACACACAUUACAUAUUAAAUUAAAUGCAUACAGACUCAAUGUCAUUGUAUAUAAGUUGUACAUAAGCAGAUAAAAGUCUUAUUAGAUGAAACAGGAAGUCCUUAUCUACUGCUAGAGAGGAGAUACGUGUUAAAGAAAGCAACAGAAUGUUUGUAACCGUCAGAGGCUGGAUCUGAUGCUCUGAACAGGAGGAGAGGUCUGACUACAUCGUCAAGACAGUGAAUUGAAUGGAAUUUCUUCAAAGUAAUGUUUGCAUUUGUUGUAACGCUCUCAAGCAAAAUGGCCUUGAUGUUAUGUAGAAAAAUUAUUUUGUUAUUUUUCUUCACAUUUGGAGUGAUGGAGGAGAGGAAUCUGUCUGUUUUUAUUUUUGAUUGUCCACUCAUGUCUCGGCUCUUCUGCCAUUCCAGUUUUUGUGCACCGAUUAUCUUAUUUAAUGGUCAUGUUGAUAUUAAUAUAAAUGCUUUUCAUUUUGGAGAGGUGUGUUGAGCAGUUUUACAAGUCUGUCAUUAUUAUUGUUUUAUAUUGGCAAAUACAGCCUAGUAUCAGAAGCAGAAUUUUUAAUAUUAGGAUGAUGUAUAUUUUAUUUAAGUCAAUUCUACUUUUGAAACAGGUAGCGUAAGAGUUAAGGAUCACAGUUUCUUCUUUACAGAUAGGUAAUUCUCUGGAGUUUCUUAAUUCAAGCAAGUGCAGGUUUUGCAGUUAAAUAUUUCCAGAACUGUCUUCCAGGUCACCCCAAGCCCAACUGAGCGAUUUUAAAAGUUCUGAAAAUGUAUCAUUAUAAAUUUAGCUUUUUCCCGACUGAUAAAUGUGUACAGAGAAGGAAGCAGUGCUCCGCCAGACUGAAGGAGAUCCUGCUAUUAUUAUAAUUGUUACUUUUUUUGUUCUUUCCCAUUUUUGUGUUUUAUUGUCUGGAUUUCUGUGUUCAUUUUGAUGUUUUCUAAUAAAACAUGUGACA